UCAGCGCUGCGCCCGGAGCACCGGGAGCACCGGGCCCGGCAUGAGCGCGGCCCAGCGGGACCCGGUACCGGACGGCGGCUCCAAACGGGAACCCGGGACCGAACCGGGCGAUGCCGGGAGCCGUAAAGCGCGGGGCCGGCCGCGUCUGACCGAGUCGGACCGGGCCCGGCGGCGGCUGGAGUCACGGAAGAAAUACGACGUGAGGCGGGUUUACCUGGGGGAGGCUCAUGGACCGUGGGUCGAUCUGAGGAGACGGAGCGGGUGGAGCGACGCGAAACUGGCGGCGUAUCUGCUGGGGUUGGAACGGGGCCAGAGAGCGGGGAGAACCGGGAAACGUGGGAGCAGGUCCGAGAAACAGGAAACGGAAAGAAACGAUACCGGUCGGGAUAUCAUGAGAUUACAUGAAGAUACCGUGGGGUAUCAUGAAUAUUACAUGAUACCGGGGGCAGCUCUGGGGGGGGGCACAGCUGUAUCCCCCCCUGCAGGGCCAGGCCCACCCGCAGAGGGGCGGGUGGCGGCGCUGGAGGCGGUGCUCUGCGUCCCGUUGCCUUUCCCCCUGCGGCUGGGGGCUGCCCGGGGCGCAGUGACUGAGGAGGGGGCUUCUGCCUUGUUGCAGGGAGGGGGCUCGGCGCUGCUGCAGGCCCCCCCCCUCCUCAUCUUGGCUGGCCCCGGCUAUGAAGCUCUGGAGGGGCUGCAGUUGGAUGUAAGGGGGGGUGAGGUGUCCUGUGCUCUGCUGCAGGGACAAAGCGCGUUCCCCCCGGACCCCCAGCUCCCUAAGCCAGAGGAAGAUAAAGCCCUGGCUCUGAAGCAGGAGGAGGCGCCGCCGGCUGCUGAGGCCGAACACUGGGACGCCCCCAUGGAGCCCCCCGUGGAGCCCCCUCCAGAGCCCCCCCCACCUCUGCCAGAGGAGGAUGCUGACGGCAGCGACAUGUCGGCCAUCAUCUACGAGAUCCCUAAAGAGCCUGAGAAGUUGGUGGCGGGGGGGGGGUCAGGGCUCCUGGGGGGUUGUUAGGGGGGUUUAUAUGGGGUGCAGGGCUGGGGUUU
Molecule: messenger RNA, 1044 nt
Organism: Coturnix japonica (Japanese quail)
Lineage: Eukaryota; Metazoa; Chordata; Aves; Galliformes; Phasianidae
Source: RefSeq, a predicted model, not a curated record